AUGUAUAGUUCUCGAAGAAGGCGAUUACAAUCACCUCCUCGCCGAACAGAAGAUGUUCAAUUUUCUGGAAGUUUAACAAUGUGGCAAAGAAGUGAUCCGAGUAUGGAAGCAUCAAUGAACACGGCUCGAAAAACCAAGUCGGAUAUUGUUAUUGGUGAACAAUUGUAUUUGAAAGUCGGUUAUAGAAAAAUCUAGAAUUUCAGUGAUAAUGCAAGAUCGAGAAAAAUUGAUGGAUCGUUUUGGAGUUGCGAUGCACGAUGUUCGAUAUCCGGAAGUUGAUAUUUGUGAAUUUGUAGAUUCGAGAGAAUAUUCAAGAUUGAAAACUAUGAUUCAAGUCAAUCGAUCUUUUGAUGUAAGUGAACGAUAUUUCGAAAAUGACGAAAAUUCAGUCAGGACUAGCUUUUUUUCUAUUAAAAAAAAUUAAAAUUUGAAAUUAAAGAUUGUUCUUCAACAUGGAAAUAAUGAAAGAGGACAAUCGAAAUUAUUGGGUGAUUCUUUGGUGACUGCAUUUCCCGAUGCAUUGAUUCAAUCAAUCGGAUCAAAGUUUGUUUUUUUUUUCAAUCGGAUCAAAUUAUAUUUAUAUAUUAUUUUCAGAUAUUUCAAAUGUGAAAAAGGUGCACAAUCAUUGAAUUUGAUGAUGAACAAACACGUUUCUCAAGUAACUGAACAAAUAUUCGAAAAAUCACUUGCUCUUGGUGCAUUUAAUGUUUUAUUGAAAUAUAUCAAUGAAACUAGAAAUAUUUAUUUUCGAUUAAAAUCUUUGAAAAUUCAAGAAAUUGUUAUCGAUGAUACUUGUAUGAUUGAUUGUGCAUCAUGGGAUAGUUUGGAAAUUGUUGAUUUGGAUGAUGUUUCUCCGACAAAACAUCAAUUUAGUCAAAGAAGAACACUUUUAGCCGUUCUUGAUCAUACAGUAACUGUAUGUGUUUUUUUUCAGAACUUAUAGUUAUUUAUGUAUUUUAUUAUUUUUGUAGGCAAAUGGUGCGCGACUUCUACGUUCAAAUAUUCUUCAACCUUCAACUGAUCUUUAUACAAUCGAAAAUCGUCUCGAUGCUGUUAUAGAAUUGAAUGAAAAACCACAAUUACGAGAUAAACUUCGAAAUCUUCUCAGCCGUGCACAUGAUCUCGAUCGAAUUAUGGCAAUGUGUAUUCAAACAACAGCUUCGUGGACUGUUCGAGGAGCUGAAUCAAAUGUCAAUCAAAUUGUCAAAUUAGCACAAACUCUCAAAGUUAUUUCUGCAAUGCGAGAUACUAUGCAAAAUAUUAAAUUAACAUCAAAAUUGCUUUUGGACAAAAUGGAAUUUUUGAAUGAUGAUCAAUUUGAAGAAAUGAUGAGUAUUUUAGAUGAAACUAUUAGUGAUCAACAUAUUCAAAAUAAGAAAAAUUCAUUGGCGCUGAAAAAUGUGAAAUGUUUCGCUAUAAAAGGUUCGAGAAAUAUUUUUUUCCCAUUUUUUUAAACCGUGAAAACUCAUUAGAAACUGAAAUCUUCAAACUUUCUAGGUCUAUUCCAAAUUUUUCUUUCAGAAGGAGUAUCAAUAAAUCUUGACGUUGCCCGAAAAGCUUAUUUAGAAUUAUUAAAUAAAGUUGACGAAGUUGGACAACAAGAAAUAAAUCAACAAUUCGGUCAAGAUGUUGCUCGACUUUCAUAUUCUCAAAUACGUGGAUUUCAUUAUACAGUACCAACAAGAGAUGCACAAAGAAUCACAAUUCCACGAAUAUUUUCCGAAGUUGUUCGAAAUCGAUCAACAGUUACAUUUUCAUCGAAAAAGAUGAUGUCGAUUAAUAGUAAGUAUUUUUGCGAGAACUUUGAACAUUCAAAAAUAUUACAUUUUUAAGAUCGUAUCGAAACAACAGUUGCUGAAGUAUUUUUAGCAAGUGAUAUUGUUGUAUCCGAUAUUGUUGAAAGAAUCCAACAUAUUUUACCUGUUCUGUAUUAUGCAAUGGAUGCUUUGUCAACUAUUGAUUUUCUGUGUAGUUUGGCCACGUAUUCAAAUGCUCGAGAUACUGUUCGUCCUGAGUUUGGAACUCAAUUAUCUGUUAGUCAAGGAAGGCAUCCAAUUUUAGAUUGGGCAAAUUCUGACAAAACUGUCACUAAUGAUACGGUAAGAAUUUGAAGACAAAGUUCAUCACAAAAGUUAGGGUAAAUUUGGAAUAUUAUAAAUUCCCUCAUAAGUUUCAAAAAAGUUAUUACAAUUAUGGAAUGUUUUAAAAAGUUCGGUGAAUUCCAAGGAAACCAUACUUUUUGAUAUAAAAUUUUUGUGGUCCAGUCUAACGCCACAUUUAAUAAUUGCGGUCCUGUAUAGAUUGAAAAAAAACGUGUUUUUACAGUGUUUGACUCGAGAUCGUCGAUUUGGAAUAAUAACAGGACCAAAUAUGGGUGGAAAAUCAACAUAUUUAAAACAAGUUGCAUUGCUCUCAAUUAUCGCUCAAUCUGGUUGUCCAGUUCCUGCUGAUUUUGCAAGUUUACCAGGUUAAUAUUUUUUAAAGAUAAUUAUUGAAAUCAUAAAAAAGACAAAAUGGUUUUCAGUUUUUAAUCGAAUAUUUUCUCGUAUGGGACAUAAUGAUGAAUUAGUUCGAAAUAAGUCAGCAUUUGCGUGUGAAAUGCGAGAUGCUUCAACAAUUCUCAAACACGCUGAUAUGAAUUCAUUAGUUGUUAUGGAUGAAUUAGCGAGAAGUACAUCGACAGAAGAGGGAAUUGCUAUAACUUAUGCAAUUUGUGAACGAAUUUUGACAUUGGAUUGUUAUACUUUGUUGGCCACACAUUUUCUCGAUCUUUGGGUUUUGGCGAAUCAAUCAACCGCCGUUGAAAAGUAGUCUUCUUCUUUAUUAAUUUUUUUUGGAAAAAAAAAUCUCAAAUUUUCAGUUAUCAUUUUCGACCAUCAUCGGAAACACGUGAAGAUAAAAUUAUGUUUCGCCACAAACUUAUGCGAGGUCCUUAUCGUGGUCCCUUAUACGGUAUAUAAAUUGAAGAAAUUUAAUUUUUCGUCAACAAAUUUUAUUUUUAUAGGAUUCGAAGUUGUUGAAAUGUCUACAUUUCCUGAAGAAGUUAUUUGUCAUGCUGAAACAUUGGCAAAACAUUUGAGAGCACAAUCAAGUGAUAGGUAAUUUUAAAAAAUAUAUGGGGUGGUUUUAGAGAUCAGGGUUGAUUCAGGCUGAUCUGAAUUUUUUUAAAUCGAAUUAUUUUGUAUUGAAAAUUUUCAGAUUCAGCCACCCCAAAUAUUUUAUCAAAGAAAGCAGAUUUUGGGUGCGAUUCAGAAUUUAAUUUUUCUCAAAUUAAAAAGGUGUGAUUCAAAAAUUAAUUAUUGCAGAUCACUGUUCGAUUUCAAUGCUGAAAGAAAAAGGGUGAAAGUUUAUAUGUGGAAUCGGAUUGAAGAAAAUGUGGAAAUGUUUAUGGUAUGAAAUCUUUUUUCUUUUUCGUUUCAAAAAAAAAAUCAAAUGAUUUCCUAGGAAAAAUUCGGCGAAAACUGGAAAACAAACAGCGAAUGUGUGAAAACGAUAACAGCUCUUCGUCAACAUUUAAUAGAAGAAUUAAAUAAAAUUAAUAAAUUAGAGCAAAAUAGUAUUUCAUCUUGUGAAUAG
Caenorhabditis angaria is the source of this 3576-nucleotide messenger RNA. NCBI's taxonomy places the organism in Eukaryota, Metazoa, Nematoda, Chromadorea, Rhabditida, Rhabditidae. The record is from the annotation of a GenBank genome assembly.